Pelobates fuscus (common spadefoot toad) is the source of this 2489-nucleotide messenger RNA. It is a transcript of the gene SASS6, whose product is annotated as SAS-6 centriolar assembly protein. Gene Ontology annotation, biological process: centriole replication. Gene Ontology annotation, cellular component: centrosome; centriole. The transcript is spliced from 17 exons. NCBI's taxonomy places the organism in Eukaryota, Metazoa, Chordata, Amphibia, Anura, Pelobatidae. The coding region runs from base 313 to 2202 and encodes 629 amino acids. The record is from RefSeq and is a predicted model, not a curated record.
AGGGACCGUGUUGGUACAGCUGACUGUAUAGAGGUAGGCACAGCGUGAAUGGGACACUGUGGAUAGAACUGAUUGUGUCUAAUCUUUAAAAGUGGAUGGAAAUAAAUCCAUAAAGGAUAAUUAAUAUAAGGAAAGGAUAAUUCUGGGAGCAAAAUGCACAAUGAGUCUGGAAAUGAGUAAUCCAGAUGUGAGUAAUAAGUCAGAGGAAAUUUUGAAUGGGUGACUCUUUUGACAAGGAUUAGAGGUGCGUUAGGAUGUCUGCACGAGAGUUGUGAAAAUAUUUGAGAUACACAGGAACAGAGACGAGUGAAGAUGUCUCACGUUCAGGAACUCCUAAAUCGAGACAUAAAAGUCCUGCUGAGGAGCCCAGACAUUGAGGAGAGAUGCCUGACUGUCCGAAUCUGCAUUGAACUACAUUCUUCUACAAGUCCAAACCAUAAGAAGGACCUGAUAGUUCGGUUGACUGAUGACACCGAUCCAUACUUUCUCUACAAUCUUGUUCUUUCUGAGGAGGACUUUCAGAGCCUGAAGGUGCAGCAGGGACUGCUCGUGGAUUUUUCUGCAUUUCCACAGAAGUUCAUUGAUUUGCUGUAUCAAUGUAUGCAAGAUGAGAGCAAGGAGAAUCCAAGAUUCCUCUUGCAGUUGUCUUCUUCCUCAGUUCUGGGUGGGUCGCAUGCUCAACUGGAUGUCAUUGAAAAAAAUGCAUUUAAGCAUUUGACACACCUAUCCCUUCGAAUGUUGCCAGCAACUGACAUUGAAAUCAAAGGUUAUCUGGCCAAAUGUCUGCGUUACACUACGGAGGAAAAAAACAUGUUUCAAAAAAAGCUGAAAAAAACAGAAGAGGACUUUAACCGGCAGAUGAUAUCCGCUCAGCAGAGCCUGUCUGAAAAAAGUCAAGAGCUGGAAAGAAUAAAGUGUGAGUCUUCAACUAAGAUUGCAUCGUUGACGAGUCAGCAAACAGUUGAGCUAGCAAAAGAGAGAGAAAAUGCUCAGAAGGCUUAUGCACAGUUAGUGCAGCAGCAUGAACAACAGAAAAAUGAGUUGGAGAAUUCUUUUCAGAGGAACACACAGCAGAUGCAGAGCCGACUCACAGAACUGGAAAUUUCCAACAAGGAACAGCUUGAGAAGCGAUUCAAGGCAGAAGCUACUAUCCGCGAACUCCGAGCCAAAAACCAGGGCCUGGAAGAGGAAUCCCAAAGGUCACAGCAGAAAAUUGUAUCCCUGCAGAGGGAAAACUCUACAUUGGACACAGAAUGCCAUGAGAAAGAGAAGGAGGUAAACCGACUGCAGACACGUUUGGCUGUUCUUGAACAAGAACUAAGGGACAAAGAGCAGCUGGUGCUUCGAAGCAAUGAAGUUCUCAAAGCAACCCAGGAGCAAAAGGCAAGCCUUGAAGAAAGUUCUGAGAAGAGACAAGUGCAGAUUGGAAAAUUAGAGGCAACAAUAAAAUCCUUAUCUGCAGAGCUCCUCAAGGCAAAUGACAUAAUAAAAAAGCUGCAAGUAGACCUGAAGCGCAUGAUGGGAAAGUUGAAACUGAAGAACGCAGUGACUGUGCAGCAAGAGAAGCUACUGGCAGAUCACGAGAAAAGACUUCAGGGAGAACAAAAAGAACUACAGGAAUCCAAGCAAAGUCUGCGGCUCAGAGACGAAGAGACCGACAAGCUACGUGAACAACUCCAACAAACAGAGCAAAAGCUUCAAGAAAGUAAAGAGCUUCUGAAAAACAAUGAGAAUGUUAUCAACUGGCUAAACAAGCAGCUUAAUGAAAAUCAGUGUGGGGUUACCAGUUCCAUCAGUGCUGCAGUAUCAGCCAAUCAUCUGCCUGAGAAUAGAUUAGCUUUUCAUGCCUCACGAGCAAAUUACCCACUUCCAGCUUCCUAUCCAGUCAGACCCUACAUUCCAUCAGCUUCUUCAUCCCACCAGUCCUCAACUGACGUAAAUUCGGGUCAACGGGUUCUGUACAGCAAUCCACUUCCAAAAGGGCAUGUAGAAUUACACCAAGGAUCUUCUAGACAGUGUUCUAACCCAAAUAAGGAGAAUGGGGAGAUUUUAGGUUUGGAUCUCAAGUACCUGAAGAAGAGAGAAUUUGGAAACUCUCUACAAGGACUUAACCAGAAUGUAGCUUCAGGAAAAUCAGCACAAAUUAGAACUGUGAAUUCCCUUACUCACUCAGCAUACUUCCCUAACCAAGCACCUUCCUGAUAGCCUUGAUGACUUUAGCAUAUUGCCAUUCUUGUGCAGACUUGCCAAUCUAUGCAUUUGCCAGAAAAAGCAGUUUAUAUGGAUUUAUUUUGUGAGAUGAAGAAUGGACAUUCUGCCCAGUGUGCAGGAAAAUUGAAAUGCCAUGGACCUUCACAUUGUAUCAGUAAUUCUAUUUAUACAACUUGCACAUAUGUGUAUUAUUAGCAUUGCUCAGCAAAAUGUUUCCUCUGCCUCGAUCUUAUGCUAUUAUGUUCUUUCAAAAAGUUAAUUUAAAAAAAAUAUAUAUU